This is a messenger RNA of Perca fluviatilis (European perch), 4804 nucleotides long. RefSeq names its product zinc finger protein 362b (gene znf362b). The transcript has 9 exons. Gene Ontology annotation, biological process: central nervous system development; negative regulation of transcription by RNA polymerase II. NCBI's taxonomy places the organism in Eukaryota, Metazoa, Chordata, Actinopteri, Perciformes, Percidae. The record is from RefSeq and is a predicted model, not a curated record. Bases 609 to 1964 code for a protein of 451 amino acids. Gene Ontology annotation, cellular component: nucleus. Gene Ontology annotation, molecular function: DNA-binding transcription repressor activity, RNA polymerase II-specific; RNA polymerase II cis-regulatory region sequence-specific DNA binding.
ACUGCUGUGCAUUUCUCUGAUAAGCGAUAGCCUCCUAAAUGCGUGCAUUGUGCACAAAACGCAAUCGCUGUCCUUUGAUUCGCCCAGAAGUUGCAGAAUGUGAAAAAAAGCAGCCCUAAAAGUGAAAUUUGGUUAAGAUGGCAGAGCGUCUUUCGGGAGAAAGGACACUGUGCGCCGGUUACAUUUCGACCUUAAAGCGUUGGUUCGGUUGUUUUAGUCAGUGUGGCGUUUGAGUCGAGCCUGCAUCUUGUCCGUUUCCGUGCUGUUUUUUUGCAGGACAUGGUUGUUGUGGGAAGUGUCAAUUUUUUUAAGAGGUGGGGAGGCCGGGCUAUUCAAACCUGCAAUUCGCCGUAAACAAUCAUUCAUGCCUUUGACAUGAUAAACACACCUUUGUGUGCGCGUCGGCUCGCUUCUUAUCCCCAACACCCUCCUCACGAUAAGAUGUUCAUUGCUCCUAAAUUUUUGGGGUCUGCAGAAUAUGGCGUCCCGCCUUAUAAAAAUAAGGCUGCCAUUUUUGUUUCUCUUUUGUCUGGAAAUGUUUAAAGAAAACUGUCUGAGAAUGUCUGAGUCGCACCGGGAGACUCGAUCCGUGAAACCCUCCAUCAGCGAUGGCAGAGCCUCGAUUUAACAACCCGUAUUUCUGGCCGCCCCCUCCAUCCAUGCCAGGCCAGCUGGAUAACCUGGUGCUCAUUAACAAGAUCAAGGAGCAGCUGAUGGCCGAGAAGAUCCGACCCCUGCACCUGCCGCCUACCUCCACUCCUUCCCAGCAGUCUUUGCUGGUGCCCACCUCGUCCCCGGACGGUAGCGCUCAGCACGUCAUGUCGGUGUCAAAGCCACAACAGGUGCAGGGCCAUCACCAGCAGCCGCAGGGUUCUGGACAACCGGACAUUGCUCUGCAUGCUCGCCCUGCCUCCAGCUCUGGACCAGGUACAGCCUUCACUUGGUUGGUUGUUGGCCCAGAUGGAAAUAUGGACGACAAGUCAGCAGUGAAGGCCAAAGGAUUGUGGGAAGACUGGCACAUGAGACAGCUCAGCGAGCAACAGGGCCGGCUCAACCAUCGCUCAGGUUUGGCUCCUUCAUCCCGACCCGACAGCCACAGCACCUCGGAGGCCCUGACCCCCACGACUCCAACCUCCAGCAGCCAGAACCGCCUGGGCGGUGCCCCCUCUGUGAACAUCAUCUCCGGGCUGGCUAGCGGUCCUGGCAUGGACCACAUGAAAGUUGGAGGCCUGGCUGGACUGUUGGGCCCCCCACCCAAGGCACCCCGGGGACGGAAGAAGAUCAAAGCUGAAAACCCGACUGGUCCUCUGCUGGUGGUGCCCUACCCCAUCCUAGCUGACCAAGGCUGUGUCACCGUGGCACCCAAAGAGGGCAAAACCUACAGAUGCAAAGUGUGCCCGCUCACCUUCUUAACCAAGUCCGAGAUGCAGAUUCACUCCAAGUCCCACACGGAGGCCAAACCCCACAAGUGUCCCCACUGCUCCAAGACGUUCGCCAACGCCUCCUACCUGUCCCAGCACCUGCGCAUCCACCUAGGGAUCAAACCCUACCACUGCUCCUACUGCGAGAACUCCUUCCGUCAGCUGUCACACCUGCAGCAGCACACCAGAAUCCACACUGGCGAUAGGCCUUAUAAAUGUGCUCACCCCGGAUGUGAAAAGGCUUUUACCCAGCUGUCUAACCUCCAGUCUCACCAGAGGCAGCACAAUAAAGACAAGCCGUAUAAAUGUCCUAACUGCUACCGUGCCUACUCGGACUCUGCAUCGUUGCAGAUCCACUUGUCAGCGCACGCCAUCAAAAACGCUAAGGCCUACUGCUGUAGCAUGUGUGGCCGGGCAUACACCUCAGAGACCUACCUUAUGAAGCACAUGUCCAAACAUACGGUGGUGGAGCACCUAGUGAGCCACCAGUCGCCUCAGAGAACCGAGUCCCCCAGCAUCCCCAUACGCAUCUCCCUCAUCUGAGCCCCCAGCCUCUCAGCAGCAGGUUGGAUUUAAAGUCUAUGUUAGGCUGGAGCUUAUGAGGCCCUGCACCCACAGCCAUCUACAUAAGGCUUACAUUAGCAUUAUGACAGCUGACAUAAGCAUUCAGUGCUAGAUUCAGUAAACAGGCUGCCUCCAUCCAUCUUGACACGGGCCGUCUGUCAAAAACGAGCACAGAGUUAUUUUGUGAAUGUAAAAAUACAGCUAGAUGUUGUCCGGAGGAUCAAGUGGAAAGAAUGUCUUGCGUCAGAUUUAAUAAGCACUUUCGUAAGCGUCAUGUAAACUGCCGGAUGCAUUGGCCAUCAGAAAUGUUUUAGUUAGGUUCCUUUUUUUUUUUUUUCUCUUUCCAUGAAAUGGGUUUCCAAAAUGUGCCAGAUGAUAUUUGCCCUUAUAAAGAAUUGAGAGAGUAGAAUUUUUUUUUUUGCUGGGUGUAUUCUGAAGACAUCCAAAGAAAUGUUUUAAGCACUUUUAGGCCUUGUGGUUUUGGCUCAAAUUGUUUCAAUCUUGUUGGAUGGAAAAUGCCAAAGGGCAUUACUUGUGGCAGCUAAGAGCACAGACUGUGUAUAAAUAACAGUCUUUUUCCUGUUACUUUCUUUGUUUUUACUCACAUUUUUUGUGAAAGUACUCAUUGACAGGGUCAUCUAAAUUUGAAGAAAGGCAAUCGGUAGAUGACAAUUUAAACAUUUAAUGAUUGUAUUAAGAUGUUGCAUUAUUGACUUUGGGAGGCAAAAAGUAGAGCAACAUGCAAGGGAAGAAGGAUGAAUGUUUUUCUUAGUUUAAAAUCUUUCACUCCAUAUUUGACAUUUACCUUCACGGCACCUUUAUGAUCAUAACAUUAUGGCACCUUUAUGAUCAUAACAUAUGAUCAAAGAAACACUGCUUUUUACAUUACCGUAAAUUCUCAAAUAGUGGCUGAGGCCUUUAUUCACCUCAGCUGCAGAGGGCACCAUGAUGAAUCUUUCUGACUGCAUUAUGUUGUUGAUACAACACUCAACACUUCCUGCAUCCAUUUCAAAUUAAAGGCGGCCAUACCAUGUAAACCAUUGCAGCGGUAAUAUCUCAAUCAUCAUUAUUAAAAUGUCAGUAUAGCAUCAGCUUAUUCAUUUAUAGAGCUCAUAUUGAAACAGACUUUUAACAACUUCACAAUUCAGCAUAAAAUGAUGGUAAACUGUCAUUAGCAGAGGGAUCGAUGGCAGAAGAAGUUUAGAAAGGAGUUGAGAUUCUACAGAUUGCGAUGCCGAGUGCAAAAAUAACACAAUCAGUAAAAUUGGCAAACAACCUAAAAACAAGGUUUUAUUAUAAGGUUAUGUUCCUCACCCUAUUUUUUUAUCUCCUCAUCAUAUCACCUGCAGCCAUCUCUAGAUAACUGUGUGUAUGGUCUGAAGUAUGCCUGAGGUGCACUUUCUCCAGUAACCAGUUAGUGUGUAAGAAAUGGCUCAUGCUUAGUUUUUGUAGGUUCACGUCAUUUAUACAUGUGGCUCCAGGAAUCUAUCCACCCGUGUUUGUUUUUUUUCUUCCAGCCUGUAUUUGGGGCCUGUAUUUGUCCAUGGCGACCACACCCCCAGCUUCUAUUUAAGAAUUUACGGUAUGUUUUCCACACGUCCCAUUUUAACUAGUGCCAUAUAUAAACCUUGUUGAGGUUUUAAUAGAAAGCUGAACUUGUUACAGUGCGUGUCUGCUUUCUCCACUCAGUUAAGCUUUGACUAUUAGUUAUUAUAAGUAUUAGAGGUUGAAUACAUUGCACAUGUAUCAGUGCCAGCUCUACUCUACUCAGCCCUACUUUUAAACACACUCAAGCGGAAAUUAGAUUUUACUUGAGUGGUCAAUUUUAAACCCAAACUUUGGACCAAAAUGUGAAGUUAUUGUACAGCUACUCUGACCCAGUUAAGUAUUUAAAAAAAAAACUUUAAUAAGCUUUAUCCAUUUGGAAUAAACUGCAGUAUAAGUCAUAUUCCAUAUGCUUAUGAUAUGAGUUGAUGCUUCUCUUUUUUUAAUGUUUUUUUCUUUUCUCCUUAGUAUUGUUUUUAUUGUACACGGUAUUGUUUGUUGUAUUUUUACUGUAACUUUUAACCUCUGGAUGGUACUAAUAGAGUACCCUGUAUUCUUCAGGGCACUUCAGAAAAGGUGCUACGGCUAGACAUUAUGUUUGAGAUGGAACUGAGAAUAAUGUAAAAUACAUAUACAGUAUAUAGUAUGUUUUCAAAAGAAUAAAAAAAACUUAUUACUCAAGCCACUGGCCGGAAAACAGACAUUUACGCCAACAACAGACCCUGCCUCCUCAACUUACUCUCUCUUUUGAGAUAAUGGGAAAAUGUACAUGUUGCUGUACUGUAAAACAUGUUACUCAUUUAUAGUACCUAUUUUUUAGUUUUCAUAAACAUGCUCUGUUUGGGUUUUGUAAAGGUUUAUGUAUGAACUUACUGUAAUUAUUUUAGUUACCCAUAUGUUAUUAAUAUCCAUGUUUUAUAUCAGUUAAUUACAUGUACGCCUUAACUGUUUUAUCAUCCCAUUUCCAUUACUCUGUAUUGUGUUCUGCAGUAUUCAGUCGUGUAAACAUUUUCAUUUUUUCCUUCCGCAUGGAGUUCCUGAGCUGUAAUCUGUAUGAUAACUGUUUAACCCAUGUUCUCUAUGAAAAGAUAUUGCGUAGAUUUAUUACACUUUUUCCUGUCUUGCAUUGUGGUUUCAUAUACAGUUUCUAGACAACUAAAUAUGCACAGCCAAGACUGAGAAGUUAAACUAAGGUUAUCAAUGUUUAAAAAAAAAAAAAGGAAAAAAAGCUUUGUAUCUUUACCUUGUUUAAUAAACAGACUGUUAUAAAUUCA